Molecule: messenger RNA, 1932 nt
Organism: Vigna unguiculata (cowpea)
Lineage: Eukaryota; Viridiplantae; Streptophyta; Magnoliopsida; Fabales; Fabaceae
Product: pollen receptor-like kinase 5
Biological process (GO): protein phosphorylation
Molecular function (GO): ATP binding; protein binding; protein kinase activity
Source: RefSeq, a predicted model, not a curated record
AUGGCUCAUAAAAGACCGUAUCAUUGCCUUGUUAUGCUCUUUGUGUUGGGAAUUUGUUUUGAGGCAUCGCUGGGAGACACAGAUGCUCAAAUUUUGAUGAGGUUCAAAGGUUCCUUGUGGAAUGGCCAAGCCUUAAACAACUGGGGGAGCGAGUCUAGUUUAUGUAGCUGGACUGGGUUGUUGUGCCGCGAAAACCAAACAUUUUAUGGGUUGAGACUAGAGCAUAUGGAACUGGGUGGGAAGAUUGAUAUAGAAACUUUGGUUGAAUUGCCAAAUUUGGUAAGCUUUAGUGUCAUUAACAACACAUUUGAGGGUCCGAUGCCGGAGUUCAAAAAACUUGUGAGGUUAAGGGCAUUGUUUCUGUCCAAUAACAAGUUUUCCGGUGAUAUUCCCGAUGAUGCUUUUGAAGGCAUGAGAAGACUGAAGAGAGUAUUCUUGGCACAGAAUGGCUUCACCGGUCCUAUUCCAAAGUCACUUGCUAACUUGCCAAGACUCUGGGAUUUGGACUUACGCGGGAAUGGUUUUGGAGGAAACAUACCAGAAUUUCAACAGCAGGAUUUCAGAGUAUUUAAUUUGUCAUAUAACCAAUUGGAGGGUCAGAUACCAGAAAGCUUAAGCAACAAGUAUCCAAGUUCAUUUGCUGGCAACGAAGGCUUGUGUGGAAAACCUUUAAGUUCCUGCAAUGGCAACGAAUCUAGAUCAUUGAAACCAAACCUUGCUUCUCCUCACAGCAAGGGAAAGAAGCAUGGAGUCCUUAUAAUUGCCAUUAUAGUCGUCACAGUUGUAGCUUUUUCUUCAGUAGUUGCACUUCUAUUUAUCCACAAACACCGGAGAAAAAGGUCUAAACCCGGAAUAUUACCCAAGCGGGGUACUUCCCAUAAAAGUGUAGGCUUCAAGGAGUCACAAUAUUCCGUUGAUCUGACCGGUGAUUUGAAGGGUGGAGAUGGCGAAUUGAACUUUGUUAGGGAAGACAAAGGAGGAUUUGAUUUGCAAGAGCUGCUUAGAGCCUCAGCAGUGGUUCUUGGUAGUGGGAGUUUCGGGUCCACUUACAAGGCUAUGAUUUUGAGUGGACCAACAGUGGUUGUGAAGAGGUUCAGGCACAUGAACAAUGUUGGGAAACAGGAGUUCAGUGAAUACAUGCAAAGGCUUGGAACUUUAACACACCCUAAUCUUCUUCCUCUUGCAGCAUUCUACUCCAGAAAAGAAGAUAAGUUCUUAGUUUAUGACUUCGCUGAAAAUGGCAGCUUGGCCAGUCAUCUACAUGGUAGAGAUGGCUUUGUUCUAAAUUGGUCCACACGUUUAAAAAUCAUAAAAGGGGUGGCUAGGGGCUUAGCCUACCUAUAUGAAAACUUUCCAGGAAAAACCCUACCUCACGGUCAUCUAAAAUCCUCUAAUGUGGUGUUGGAUAAUUCAUUUGAGCCACAGUUAACUGAGUAUGGCCUUGUGGAGGUGAUGAAUAAGAGCCAUGCUCAGAAGUUCAUGGCAGCGUACAAGGCCCCAGAGAUGAACGAAUUUGGUAGGCCAAAUGUGAAAAGCGAUGUGUGGUGUCUGGGGAUCCUGAUUCUGGAGGUGCUGACAGGGAAGUUCCCAGCAAAUUAUCUGAGACAUGGGAAGGGUGGGAAUAACUCUGACUUGGCAACAUGGGUGGAUUCAGUUGUGAGGGAAGAGUGGACUGGUGAGGUGUUUGAUAAGGACAUGUUGGGGACAAAGAAUGGGGAGGGUGAGAUGUUGAAGUUGUUGAGGAUUGGGAUGUUUUGUUGCAAAUGGAAUGUGGAGAAUAGGUGGGAUUGGAAUGAGGCACUGGCCAAGAUUGAAGAGGUGAAGGAGAAGGAUGGUGAGGAUGAUUAUUCUUGUUAUUAUGUCAGUGAAGGGGAUUUGAAUUCAAAGACUAUGACUGAAGAUGACUUCUCUUUCUCUGUCACUAAUGGAUGA